GCCGCCUACCGCAAGCUUCCCGUAGCCGAUAGAAUCGCGCCGUUACAACAUUUUACGAACUCCAUAAAAUAUUUUAUUACUCAUUAACACAUUCUUCCCGACUACUGUUUUAUUGUUAAGACUAGUGCUAGUGCCAAAAUUUUUUCUCACUAAAGCAAAUGUGAAAAUUUAAAAAAAUUUAACGCCAAAAGUAGCUUAAAACUAUUAAUUAGUUACUAACAUGAAUUGUUAGCUUGUUUGAAAUUUAUGAAAAAUGUUCAAUAUGUUGCCGGUUCGACAGCUAAUUUGGAUAAUCGCAAUAUUUUUCUUUAGGGGGAAUUCGUGUUGCGACGAAGAGUAUAGACUGAUCCGACACCUCAUGCAGAAGUAUGACGCGUCAGUGAGGCCUGUGGAGAACUCCUCUCAUCCUUUGCUCGUCACCUUUGGAGUCUCACUGCAUCAUAUUAUUGACGUGGAAGAGAAAGACCAGCUGCUGACGACCAACUGCUGGAUCACCCAGGUCUGGAUGGACUACCACCUGCGGUGGAAUGCCAGUGAGUUCAACGGCAUUGGCGUCAUCAGAAUACCCUACGAAAGGGUCUGGAAACCAGAUAUUAUUCUCUACAAUAACGCUGACCCCAAUUAUCGAUCCGCGGUCAUCAACACGAACGUGAUCGUGAAGCAUACGGGAGAGGUCACGUGGCUUAGCCACGGCAUCUAUGUGUCCGUCUGUGACAUCAAUGUUGAGCAGUUCCCUUUUGAUGUCCAGCUGUGCACCAUGAAGUGGGCUUCCUGGACCUAUGAUGGAUUCCAGCUCGACUUGAAGAAGCAAUUUGAUGAGGGGGACACGACGAACUACCAGACGAACGGAGAGUUCGACCUGGUGAGCUUCGAGGCCAUCCGCCACAACCAAUACUACUCGUGCUGCGUGGAGCCCUACCCUGACAUUACGUACGUCAUCAAGCUGAGGCGGAGGCCUAUGUUCUACGUCUUCAACCUGAUCCUGCCUUGCUUGCUGAUCAAUGGCAUUGCCUUGUUGGUGUUCUACGUGCCAUCGGAAUCUGGAGAGAAGGUGACCCUGGGCAUCAGCGCGCUGCUGUCGAUGACUGUCUUCCUGAUGACAAUCAGGGACACACUGCCUCCCACUGAGAAAACACCCCUUAUCAGUCUAUACUAUGGUGUGAGUACGUGUUUGGUGUCAUUCUCCGCAUCGUUAUCCGUCGUCACUCUCAAUAUAUCAUACAGAGGAGUGAGAGGGCAGCCGGUGCCGGGCGUCCUGCGAGAGCUGGUGCUGCAGCGGCUGGCGCGCCUGCUCUAUAUCAACUUCGACACCGACGCUACAAAGGGUGACAACGGGCUGGUGUCAAGUGGUCCCGGGGUCCAAGUGAACCCUCGCACCGGCUCCCGGCUGAAGGCAGACGUGCGCUGCGACGGCACCCCUCUGCCCCCUGCAUCCCCGCGGUUCGCCCGACACAACCACAACCAUAUGGGUGGAGCGGGAGCGGGCGCGCUGCCUGUCGAGCCGACAUGUGCGGCAACAUGUUCGCGCUGUGGAUGUUGCGGAUGUACCAUUCGGGAAGCCGCGGCGAGACACGAGCAACGUGUUGCUGCCAGCGAACGCAUGGAGCGUGCUAAUCUUGAAUGGAAACAGGUUGCUGUUGUGGCCGACCGCGCUCUCCUGGCUGUAUUCGUGCUGGUCACCACCAUAGCUACAGCCGCCAUCUUACUGCCCCAGCUCAACAACCUGCAUGUAGGAAACACGCCUCUGAAACCACCCACCUAGAGACCAUUCUCCCCUGCCACGUGGGACCAAAGACUGCCAACGAAUUAAUAUAAACAUGCCAACGAUCGAACAUUAUGUGUCAAAUAAAGGUGCCAAGCAAGUUUAAAUUUUGAAGACUAGUGCGGUUGAGUGCAGUCAAGUGUGAUAGACUAAGGCAGAGCAGGGGAAUAUUCUCAAUAUGAAAAAAGUGUUUUACACUAAAAGACAAAAGUGUUGCCAAAUCAGACUUUAAAAAAAUGUUGUAAAUGUUUAUUAAUAUAUAUAACAGUCAAUUAGCAUAUUCUUAUAUAUAAUAUACAUUAUUAGAUAACAUAGAUAACAUGUUAAAAAUUGUUGAAAAAAUUAAAACUUAGGUAGCAACAUAAGUAGAACGAAACUAAACGAAUACGUCAUUCGUUGAAGUAUUAAUCGCUAGCUAGUGUAUUCAUAAAUGUACAGUGAAGGGAAGAUAAAAAAAACCUAUCACCUAACACGAGUGUGCCAGACAGAUGUGUUUAUUACGGGAACAAAUUGUAAAAAUCACCCAAUCUCUAGGUGUGCCAAGAUUAUUUAUCAUCGAUUGUACUGUACGUAUAUGGUAAAAAUACCUACUAUCAACAUUUUAAAUGGUUUAAAAAGAAAUGCUAAUGGUAUGGCUAUGGUUAGGUUUAUAGUUACCUACUUUGUGUGUGUUUUUUUCUUUCGCUAGUCAAAGCGAGGUUUCAAUUCCACCUUUGCGUCGUCACCUGCGUUCCUUUUCUCCUCAUUCGCUAUCACCCUUCGCGAUCUUGUUCCCAUUUCCGUGAAAUGUUACUGCAGAGAUGAUAUUUUUUAGAUGUGUUUUAUUUGUCAAUUAUUUGGAUUUAUUUAUUUAAUAAAAGUGUAAUAUGUCGUGAACACAUGUUUAUUGAUUUUCAUUUUUCAUUUACUUACUUCAGUUCUUACUUUUUCAUGUAGUUAUUUACAUAGUUUUUAAAAAAGCGUUUGCUAGCGAUUAUGCGACUAGCUAAAUUUCAAUUUAAAUUUUAAUGAAUAUUGUUUACUCUGGAUAAUAUUUAUACUUCUUCGUUUUAAAAUAAACAGAUAUAUUCAACAACGAUUUCUAAAUUGUAUGUAAUAAAAGUCUUGUCUUUUAAAUACUGUUUUAAUAUUUCUACUACAAAUGUUGCUUAUUAAUGCGUCUCAGUAUUGUAAAGUCAAACGUGAGUUUUAACAAUAAGAAAAUAGUCGAAGUUCAAGCUAGUUGCCAAAUAAUUGUACUUCGAAUGUAUAUAGAAAUGUUAAAAAAUACUCGAGUAUCUGUAAACGUUUCAUUGUUGUACAUACUGAAA
This is a messenger RNA of Plodia interpunctella (Indianmeal moth), 3072 nucleotides long. RefSeq names its product neuronal acetylcholine receptor subunit alpha-10-like (gene nAChRa5). Lineage: Eukaryota; Metazoa; Arthropoda; Insecta; Lepidoptera; Pyralidae. Gene Ontology annotation, biological process: nervous system process; signal transduction; chemical synaptic transmission. Gene Ontology annotation, cellular component: synapse; neuron projection; postsynaptic membrane. The transcript is spliced from 11 exons. The coding region runs from base 254 to 1762 and encodes 502 amino acids. Gene Ontology annotation, molecular function: transmembrane signaling receptor activity; acetylcholine-gated monoatomic cation-selective channel activity. The record is from RefSeq and is a predicted model, not a curated record.